ACAAGCAUUUCGAACAUGGAGGCAACGUGGUUGUUCGAGGAAAUUCCAUUUCCUCGUAUUUAUGUGGAAAGAACUUUGGCGAUCAUUAAACCAGAUGCGAUUCACAAAAGUGAGGAGAUUGAGGACAUCAUUCUGACGUCGGGCUUCACUAUCUUACAGAAGAGAAAACUUCAACUAAGCCCAGAACAGUGCAGUGACUUCUACACGGAACAUCACGGAAAACUAACCUUUCCAAAAUUGACGGCAUACAUGAGCUCUGGUCCAAUCAUUGCUUUGACUCUGGCUCGGGACAACGCAAUAGCCCACUGGAAGGCCAUCAUUGGACCUAUCAAGGCCACAGAAACUCAUCCAGAAAGCCUCCGAGCAAAAUAUGCCACGUCUGAGCUGGAGAAUGCUCUCCAUGGCAGCGAGUCAUUUCAUGUGGCAGAGCGAGAGAUCAAAUUCAUGUUCCCAAACACACUAACUGUCCCCACAAGAGAAGAAACUGAAGAAUACCUGAGUCGGUAUGUGAACCAAACUUUGCUACAAGGACUCACCGAGCUCUGCAAGCACAAACCUCUCAACCCCUGUGUCUGGCUUGCUGAGUGGCUCAUCAAAAACAAUCCAAACAAGCCUCAAAUAUGUGAUGGAGCUGUUGUGAAAGGAGCAGAGUGACAUCAGGGAAAAGAGAGAAAAAAAAAGAAUAUAAUAAUGUAAUCAAAUAUGAAUAUGUCAUCUUGACAAUAGUACUUUCAGUGCAAGUGACAGACCUUUUACAAACAGUCAUAUAAUAGGAUCUCAAGUUACGUUGCAUGUGUACAUCACCCUAUAAUUUAGAGGUUGAAGGAUUCAAAUGAAAAUGUGACAGGGAACUUAGCUGCUGUUAACACUCUUAAGUGCUUUAUGUCCUAAAAAAAACAACUUGUACAGUAAAUAUCAAAGUGCCCAUAAAUAGCCCAAAAAAAAAAAAAAACAUACACACCCAUGUUCUUGUCUAUUUUUUCAAUACAUUAUUUAAACAGUUUAUGUCAAGUACAUACAACAUAUACUAGAGCUCUAACAAAUAUAAAAAAGGGAUAGAAAAAAGUACCAUUAAAUGUCGGCCACGUUUACAAAUGUAUGCAUUUUGUAGGGCUAGGAAUUUGCAGAGUGAAAUAAAUUACACUAAGAAAUGUGGAAAGUUGAAUGUGUACAAAGAAGUGGACCUCAAAUUGUUGUACAAUUACUGUACCUCUAAUGGGACACAAAAUAAUCACUCAAUGUUACAGUGGCCUCAAAUGUUUUUUAAAUCCAGUACAGUCCAUUUAAGUGGCAUUCAGUUGUAUUUAACUUUAAUUUACAUUUUGUUGUAAAUCAAUAAAAAAUCAAUACUAUUGGUUGUUCCCAAUGUGGGGCUGUUCUUACAAAUUGGGUAGCUGUGGCUCAGUAGGUAGAGAGGCUCUGACUGUCUGCAUGUCAAAGUUUAACAAAAA
Phyllopteryx taeniolatus (common seadragon) is the source of this 1451-nucleotide messenger RNA. RefSeq names its product NME/NM23 family member 5 (gene nme5). NCBI's taxonomy places the organism in Eukaryota, Metazoa, Chordata, Actinopteri, Syngnathiformes, Syngnathidae. The transcript is spliced from 5 exons. Gene Ontology annotation, molecular function: nucleoside diphosphate kinase activity. The coding region runs from base 16 to 654 and encodes 212 amino acids. Gene Ontology annotation, biological process: GTP biosynthetic process; CTP biosynthetic process; UTP biosynthetic process. The record is from RefSeq and is a predicted model, not a curated record.